This is a messenger RNA of Maylandia zebra (zebra mbuna), 2309 nucleotides long. RefSeq names its product SRY-box transcription factor 2 (gene sox2). Gene Ontology annotation, cellular component: nucleus. Gene Ontology annotation, biological process: negative regulation of transcription by RNA polymerase II; neuron differentiation; positive regulation of transcription by RNA polymerase II. Lineage: Eukaryota; Metazoa; Chordata; Actinopteri; Cichliformes; Cichlidae. Gene Ontology annotation, molecular function: DNA-binding transcription activator activity, RNA polymerase II-specific; RNA polymerase II cis-regulatory region sequence-specific DNA binding. The record is from RefSeq and is a predicted model, not a curated record.
UGUGUGUGUGUGCGUGUGUGUGUAUAUGCGUGUGUGUGUGUGGAGAGAAGCGGCUUGAUGCUUGUUGUUUUUGUCCAGAGAAAAGUUGCAUAGAGAAAUCCCGGCAGGUAACUUUUCGCUGCAGCCCUGCUCGCUCCUCACUGUCCGCUCCUUUGGCUGCUGGAGUUUUUCUCUUGGCUUCUUUGUUUUUUAACAUUUUUUUUUCUGGGAUUCAACUUUUUUGAAAUUAAAAAUCUGUUCCCGAUGUAUAACAUGAUGGAGACUGAACUGAAGCCCCCAGCUCCCCAGACCAACACGGGGGGCACGGGCAACACCAACACGUCCGGCACCGGCAACAACCAGAAAAACAGCCCCGAGCGGGUCAAGAGACCCAUGAACGCCUUCAUGGUGUGGUCCCGGGGACAGAGGAGGAAGAUGGCGCAAGAAAACCCCAAAAUGCACAACUCGGAGAUAAGUAAGAGGCUGGGCGCAGAGUGGAAACUCCUGUCGGAGAGCGAGAAAAGACCUUUCAUCGACGAAGCCAAGAGACUGCGGGCCCUGCACAUGAAGGAGCACCCGGAUUACAAAUACCGGCCCCGGCGGAAAACCAAGACCCUCAUGAAGAAGGACAAGUACACCUUGCCCGGUGGGCUGCUGGCUCCGGGAGGCAACGGGAUGGGGACCGGGGUCGGGGUCGGGGCCGGGCUGGGCGGCGGAGUGAACCAGCGCAUGGACAGCUACGCCGCGCACAUGAACGGCUGGACCAACGGGGGCUACGGCAUGAUGCAGGACCAGCUGGGUUACCAGCACCCGGGGCUGAACGCGCACAACCCGAGCCAGAUGCAGUCCAUGCACCGCUACGAUAUGAGCGCCCUGCAGUACAACUCCAUGACCAGCUCCCAGAGCUAUAUGAACGGCUCCCCGACAUACUCCAUGUCCUAUUCCCAGCAAACCACGCCAGGGAUGACCGCCCUGGGCUCCAUGGGGCCAUCCUCGGUGGUGAAGUCCGAGUCCAGCAGCUCCAGCCCGCCCGUUGUCACCUCGUCAUCCCACAGGGCCGCCCCGGGCUGCCAAAGCGGGGAUCUGAGAGACAUGAUCAGCAUGUACCUGCCCGGGGCGGAGGUCAGCGAACCGACCGCCCAGACCAGGCUACACAUGUCCGGGCACUACCAGAGCGCCGUGCCCGGGACGACGAUCAACGGCACGCUGCCGUUAACACACAUGUAAGAGACAUGAAAGCAAGAAAGAAAAGGAGAGAGAAAGAGAAAGAACUUUUAUAAGAGAAACUGUGGACUACUUAACGUUGGACUAUUUUUGUACAGAAAAAUUUCGGGGUGGGAAAAGUUGUAUAGAAGUCUCCAAGAAAAAGAAAAAAGGGACACACGACUCUUUUUUAUUUUGUCUUUUUUUUGUCUCACAUUUUAUUCUAAGGAAGCUCUAGAGGAACGGUAGGAGAUCCCCCACCACCGCCACAGCCACCAUCCCCACCCCCUUUCACUGACGGAUGAAGUUUGGAAGACUUUAGAAAGUGGGAGUCGCAAUCAAAAAAUGUUUUAUUAUUGCAAUCACCCUUUUGUACAGUAUUUAUCAAAGAAACAUUACAAUCAGACGAAAUUUGUUUGUUAAACUGCAAAAGGUUGCAUAUUUCUUUUUCUAUUUCUCUUUUUUUUCUUCGAUUUGUUUCAUUUUUCCUGUUUUAUAUAAAGCAACGCCAGUUCUGCAGAUAAAAAUAUAAAAAAAAACAAAAAAAGUGAAAGAUAGCAGAGCUGAAAUUCUUAUGGGAGCUCAUUUAACACUUCACAACACUGGAAAGAAAAAGGGGACAUGAAACGAAGCAGGUAAAACUGCUCUUUUUGUUGUUGUUGUUGUUUUCAUUUUUAAAGGCAGCAUUACUAAACAUUUUAUUUCUUGGAAAAAAAAUAUAUAUAUAUUAAAAAAACGACGCCUUUUUUGUUUUUCCUCUCAAUGCAGCUUAAAAUAUAGGUUCUUAAUUUAUAUUUCCGUCUCCCACUUUUCAUCUGUUAGAGGUAUAUGACGCUUGUACUUUUUAUUUUUUAUUUUCUAAUUGAUUUGUACAAUUUCUGUAUAUUUCCUGUGAUAUUUUAAGUUUUUAUUUCAAAAAGAAGAAAAAUUGUUUUGGGUUUUUUUUUUUUCAUUCCCGUAGUUGUAUUUUAAGAAUUGUGGCCUGUACGCAGAACAGCCAACCACUCCAUGUAUAUAUACUGGAACUAAUACCAUCCUUAUAACAGUUACAAUUUCAGCUGAGUAUAUAUUUUUUUUUCAAUAUGCAGUUUGAAAUGAAUAAAUUUUGGAAAUUUGGAUACUUGAAA